Molecule: messenger RNA, 1374 nt
Organism: Notolabrus celidotus (New Zealand spotty)
Lineage: Eukaryota; Metazoa; Chordata; Actinopteri; Labriformes; Labridae
Gene: taf8
Product: TAF8 RNA polymerase II, TATA box binding protein (TBP)-associated factor
Exons: 8
Coding region: 152-1078 (308 amino acids)
Biological process (GO): transcription initiation at RNA polymerase II promoter
Cellular component (GO): transcription factor TFIID complex
Molecular function (GO): protein heterodimerization activity
Source: RefSeq, a predicted model, not a curated record
CUUAAAUCCACCACUGAUCUGGAUAACGGAAGUGACGACAUACACUCACCGUGUUUACUAACGGCGGUGAAAUAUUCGUCUUAAAAAUCAAAUUAACUUUAUUAAACAGUUUCCCAGUUUAACACAACGAACAGGAACAAGCCUGUGACUCAUGGCGGACCCCACGGUGUCCUCGAGUAAUGCGCUCAGCGCCGGAGCGCGCGGGAGCAGCACUAAAGCAGCUACCAGCCCCUCAGAGAACUACCAGCUGGCCAGACGUCGCACCCUGCAGGUUGUGGUCAGCGCCCUCCUGACAGAAUGUGGCUUUGAGAGCGCCGAGAAGGCUGCGGUGGAGACUCUCACUGAGAUCAUGCAGAGCUAUUUGACUGAAAUAGGUCGAUGUGCGAAAGCUUACUGUGAGCACACAGCCAGGAGCAUCCCGACCCUGUCAGACGCAGUGGUCACACUCAUUGAAAUGGGUUUCAAUGCUGACACUUUACCUGCGUACGCCAAGAGAUCACAGAGGAUGGUGAUAACUGCGCCUCCUGUGACGAACCCUCCUGUCACUCCCAAAGCUCUGUCAGCUGGACAGAAACGCACACAUCCAGCUUACAUCCCGAGCCACUUCCCAGAGUUCCCUGACCCUCACACCUACAUCAAAACACCCACGUUCAGAGAGCCCGUGUCAGACUACCAGGUGGUGAGAGAGAAGGCGGCGAGUCAGAGGAGAGACGUAGAGCGAGCGCUCACACGCUUCAUGGCCAAGACCGGAGAGACCCAGAGCCUGUUCAAAGACGACAUCACCGCUUUCCCACUAAUUGCAGCUCGACCAUGCACCAUCCCGUAUCUCAGCGCCCUCCUGCCCUCAGAGCUGGAGCUGCAGAGCUUAGAGGAGACGGACUCAUCGGAGCAGGACGACCAGACGGACAGCGAGAACACCGCAGGAAACCUCAUCAGUGACGAUCCAGGAGCAGACAAAGAGAACUCCAUGCUCCCUCCCAGCGGCGGCGUCCCCUCUUCGAAAAACAACGAGGAAAACAUGAUCGACAACCCGUACCUCCGGCCGGUCAAGAAACCCAAAGUGAGGAGGAAGAAAUGAAGCACCUGAAUCCACAGACUCAGAUUAGCCACAGUGGUUUGUUCUCUCAGCAGACUGGGAAUACUGCUGCUUCUCCUCCACUCUGGGAGCAGACUGACGCUGGCGUUUUGUACACUGACUCACCUCCACUGAAGAGAACUUGUUUUUGUGUCAACUUACAUUUUUUUCAGAAAGCACUCACUUUGUUUAAAAUGUGUAUUCUGUCAUUUUCUAAGAAGCAUCAGAGUGAAAUACAAACCCACCAGGAAUGAGUCGUUUUGUUAAUAAAGAAAUAUACGUUUCUUUUUGUUAUUCCA